AACGUGUUUACCCGGUAGCCUAUGUUGUAACAAAUCAUUGUAUUUUAGGUCAGUUAGAUUGUUUGAUUUACAGAAAACUGCUGUAUAUUUGCAAUGUUUCGAACUCAGCGUAAGUUGAACCGCCCGGCUAUUCCACUUGUCCAACUGCUGGAUUUCGUCCCACGACCUGGUAUGCGAUGGAUUGUUAGUGGAAAACCUAAACCGUCUAGCGAAGGAUUUAGCAUUAAUUUCAAAGUUGGGCCAGCAGAGCAAGAUGACAUCGCAUUUCACUUCAACCCAAGGUUUGUCAAGCGACAAGUUGCGCGAAACGCGAGAACAAACAAGGCGUGGCGUUCAGAUCAUGAAGACUCGACUCCUUACUUUCCAUUUGAAAAAUACAAACACUUUCAAGUUGAGAUUACGUGUUUAGCCGAUGGGUUUGAGGUCAAGGUAAACGGGGAAAGUUUCACUAAGUUCAAACACCGCUACGACCUUCACCGUAUCACACACUUAAACAUAGAUGGUCAGGUCGAUGUGGAUUCAGUGGAGUUUGGAUACGUGGGAAACGACAGGAGCAUCCAAGAACCGUUCCUCACAUUUCACAACCCAAUGUCAAUGUUUACUUUGCCGUUGGAUCGCCGUCUUACUAGAGGAUCUGAAAUGAUAAUCACUGGACGAGCCACUGCCGACAAGUUUGGGUUCAACUACCACUGUGGUCCGGAUGCGACAUACGAUUAUGCUUUCCGAUUUUCACCAGAAUUCGGAGCUCAAAGAGUUGUUCGUAACUCAAUGGUCAGACAGAAGUGGAAUCCGAACGCUGAGUUCAUUUCAUCUUACUUUCCAUUCAGACAGAGAGAGCUGUUCACCAUACGCUGCGUUUGUCAUAACGAUAAGUUCUCGGUGUAUGUGAACGAUGUUCACUUCUGCGACUUCACAUACAAGGUGCCGCUCUACCGUGUAUCUUAUUUUGAAAUCGAUGGCGGGAUUGACAUUGAAAACGUCACUGUUCAAUGGCAACCAAUGGAUGACCCGAAGGUCCAACAAGAGAACUGGGGAAAGCCCCUGUACUGAUCCAAAGUACGUUUUUUAUAUAGAGGAUGGUGAAGAUGUGGCACCUUUUUAUUAUACUUUCAUGACUCAUUUGGGAGUAAACAAAUGUCUUUUUAAAAAUCAUAUCACUAUAUCCUAAGGACUCCCAUAGACUGUUCUUAAUUAUUGAAAACACGAUCAGGAUAUUUGGAUAUUAUGUGCUCCUACUAUAUUAUGAAUUUUCAAAACGAUAUCGUCAAAUACUUUAAUUAACUGUAUCAUGUUUAAUUGUUACUUACAUGCUGGACGUUAAUGAAUUAAUGUAAAUAUUGAUCAAUUAUUUAAUAAAACGAAUAUAUCACGACAAAAAA
This is a messenger RNA of Ciona intestinalis (vase tunicate), 1379 nucleotides long. NCBI's taxonomy places the organism in Eukaryota, Metazoa, Chordata, Ascidiacea, Phlebobranchia, Cionidae. The record is from RefSeq and is a predicted model, not a curated record.